Messenger RNA from Racocetra persica, 164 nucleotides. NCBI's taxonomy places the organism in Eukaryota, Fungi, Glomeromycota, Glomeromycetes, Diversisporales, Gigasporaceae. The record is from the annotation of a GenBank genome assembly.
GUCAAAUAUUCAACCCGAGAUUUCAAAGGCAUUUAAUAUUCAAAAACCAUCACGUAUUCCUCAGCUUUCGUCGUUGGGACCUCCUGCACAACCAAGAUCACAUUUGGGCGAUAUUUCUAAUCAUAUUAUGCCUAUAACUUAUAAUGACAUUAGAGAUAAUGAAA